Molecule: messenger RNA, 5667 nt
Organism: Pocillopora meandrina
Lineage: Eukaryota; Metazoa; Cnidaria; Anthozoa; Scleractinia; Pocilloporidae
Source: the annotation of a GenBank genome assembly
ACUUUUGGACGUUUGAAUUACGGAGGUAGUCGUCAUUAUUGAGCAACUUUAAUUAUUUUACAUUACUUUGGGGUAUCAGAACAUACGAAAAUAAAUAAGUGAAUAUUUUUUCUGCUUUACCAGAAAUAUUCGAUAACUAUGGUGGACGACAAGGCGACAGCAAAAGAUUUAGAAUCAUGGAUUGAGCAGUUAAUGGAAUGCAAACAGCUCAGCGAAGCUCAAGUGAAAACGCUCUGUGACAAGGUAAACUUGGAUUUCUUGUUUCUAUAGCUGCGAUUUUAUUAUUGCAGAAUUAAUUCUCUUGUUCAAGUGUUUCAAAAAAAUUUUUGGUAGAAUCAUAAGAAAGAAAUCUGUGAUUAGACUAACAUGUAUGUUCCAUCGUUAAUAUAUUACAUAGAGAGGUAGAUCAAGCUCAGCUUGUCAUUUCGUCGAAUAUUGUAAAAUUGCGCGUAAUUUUGUUUUCUUGUUUAACUUUGAUCAUACCUCGUGGCCCACAGGUGUCAAUUUUAUGAGAGAUCGAAUCAGCUUAACGUUUUUGAAACGUCAACUUCAUAGUGCGUAUGCAUGCAUUCGAGUUUAUUUCUGGCCCUGCCGUAAUUUAUCAAUUUCGUGGAUGAAAUAAUAUUAUGGUUCAACCUUUGGUCAACUCCCUUGUUUUUCUUCUAAUCAAAACUCAAAUUUGAUCAAUUGAUUUUUGAAUAAACUAUUUUAAAACAAAAUUCGAGUUUCAAUUCCAACUGGUGUAAUUUUUCACUCUGAUUCUUACCCUUUUCACUGCUAUAGUUUUUUUUGCGUUUGGCAGACCGUGUACCAUCUCACAGAUUAUUGCAAUCAUUAACAAUAGUAUCAGAGAGGAGUUGGCGAGUUAUUUGAGUAAGAAUUAGUUUGACUCGAAAACAAUUGAUGGAAGUCAAUGAAACCCCUAUCCAUGCUGGUCUGCAAAGAAUGACAAAACUCUACAAGAUCCUGCCUGUGAUUGAUCUCUUAACCUAAUUAAGAUUCUAAGUUUAAGUGAGAGCUCAACCCCAAUAACCUGAAAUGCAUUAGGUUUUUUUUUCAUGAAUAGUGUUCUCACAUUGGCUACACUAGUCUAGAAGUGAACAUAAAUAGAAUGAGUCAAUUGACAGUGUGGUUGUCAACAAAACAGUGGCUUCUUUCUUAAAUUUGCAAAGUGUCCUUAAGGAAGUGGUGAGUGUCAUGGUGUUUUAAGCAUGAUUGAUUCAAGCAGCACAUAGCCAUCUUUCCACCAGAGAAAGAACAUGUAGAAUACAUGUAGUUUGAGUGGAAUGGUCUGCAGGGGAAGAGUCAUCACACAAAUGGCUAGCUGUUCAGAAUCCCCCAAGUGUUCAGCCUUCCUGUAAUUUGGGAAGAUAACAAAUUAUCUAGCUUCUCUUUUUCCCUAGUAUCCCCCAUUAAUCAGUAUGGAUUAUAGUGAUGAACAUCUUCCCCAGUGAUCCUGCUUUACCUCUUGCAAAACUGUUCUCAAUAUCUCAAAAAUAUCAGCUUGAAUUUGACUAAAAAGUGGUACUUCUGCAUAAAUAUAUCUUUGACUGUAAAAAUGUUAUGUAAAAUAUGGCUUGCUUUUCUGACUGUUGAUUGGAAAAAAAGUAGAGGAAAGGAAAUGUUUGAAUAUCAACUUAUGGCAAAUCAGUUUGAUAAGCAACUGAAGUUAAACCCCUGCCUUGGUAUCUUUUCUUUUUUGCUUUUGCAUAUUUAUCUGACAAUGUGAUUGCAAUUACUUGUAAAUGUAUUGUGGGAUAGCAUUUACUGGGUAUGUUCCCUUAAACAAUGUUCAUUGUACCCAUUUGAAAUUUGUUGGCUUUGACCACUAGUAGAAUCAUGCAAUUUUGGACUGUUUUAUUUAUUUUAUUCUCAGGCUAAAGAAAUUCUUAGCAAAGAAUCAAAUGUGCAAGAUGUGAAGUGUCCAGUCACAGUUUGUGGAGAUGUACAUGGCCAGUUUCAUGAUCUCAUGGAACUAUUUAAAAUAGGAGGAAGGUCUCCUGACACCAAUUACCUAUUCAUGGGUGACUAUGUUGAUAGAGGAUACUAUUCUGUCGAAACUGUAACCCUUUUAGUCACACUGAAGGUUAGUGAAAGGGCAGUUUCUCCACUUGCCUUAGUUCUCUUUUUAUCUUUUUUUUUCUGGGCCCUCAUGUGACAAGGAGGUUGUCUUUGUUGAUUCAAAUGUAUGUUCCUUUUUCUAGGUUCGUUUUCCUCAUAGAAUAACCAUUUUACGUGGAAACCAUGAAAGUCGUCAGAUCACCCAAGUAUAUGGAUUUUAUGAUGAAUGCCUCAGGAAAUAUGGGAAUGCAAAUGUUUGGAAGUAUUUCACAGAUUUAUUUGACUACCUUCCUCUGACUGCAUUAGUAGAUUCACAGGUAAGUUCACUCUUUAGUAUUUGGUCUUCACUGAAACUUUGAGCUUUAUUCACAGUAGUUAUACACUGCACAAGGGUAUGAAAUGAGGAACAUAUCUAUCUAGGUUAAGGAAUGUGAAUAAUGAAUGUGAAUGUGUAAUAAAGUAAAGUAAGUCCCUGAGCAGAGCAAUACAGGGAAAGUGUUAUUUUUGGGAUGUAAAUUUGCAUUCCUCUUUGUUGAAAAUAAAACAUUCUUUUGCUGUUGCAGAUAUUUUGCCUACAUGGUGGUUUGUCACCUUCCAUUGACACACUGGAUCACAUUAGGGCUCUUGAUCGUAUCCAGGAAGUCCCUCACGAGGUUUGUUAAUAUUUUUUUCACAAUCCUGUAGAACUCCUUUCCAUUCUUUAUCUUAAUAACUUCUUUCCUCUCUUUUUUUACUUACUGCAACCAGUACUUGCCUCCACAUGUUUUGUUUUCCUCUUGAAGUAGAAACUGUUUCAAAGUGGACAUUCAUUGUGAAACUGCUGCUGUGUCCAGUGAUUUUAAGAAAUCACACAAUCUUAUGAUGUCAAAGUGAUAUAAUUCUGCAAUGAUGAGGACACGCUAUAAUCAAUACCAUUCCAAGCAGUGUCUAUAUUUUCUGUAACUUUUUGGUGUUUGACGUUUUAUUUUUAGGGUCCAAUGUGUGACUUGUUAUGGAGUGACCCAGAUGAUAGGGGUGGUUGGGGUAUUUCACCGCGUGGUGCUGGAUACACCUUUGGACAAGAUAUAUCAGAAACUUUUAAUCACACAAAUGGCCUGACUCUUAUUGCAAGAGCUCAUCAACUUGUUAUGGAGGUUAGAGAUAAGUAAUGUUUGCCAUUUGUUGUGCUUUAAUGUUGUUGUUGUUGUUGUUAGGGUUGUUAUUAGUAUCAUUGUUAUUGCUGCAACUAUUAUUAUUAUUGUUGUUGUUUCAUUGAAAACCUUUCAUAAAUACAUGUAAACUCUAAAGUCCUCAACUUAGCCUGCUUGAGUUUUCAUCAGAUAUUGGAGAUAGGUAAAUUCACAGGCUAUAUUUUGAUGGCCCAUACUGUUUUAUUUCUAUUCAUAAGUGGAGAAUAUGCCCACGUUAUUCCAAGCUAUUCUUCGACUAUUGCAUGUUGUACUGAAAAUUACACUGUAUGUGUAUAUGUAAAGACUAAGUUGCCACUGAAGUUGUUUCAAUGGUUGUAAUGUAUUGGUAUCCCAUUUUGUUUUACAGGGUUACAACUGGUGUCAUGAUAGGAAUGUAGUUACGAUAUUUAGUGCUCCAAACUACUGCUACAGAUGUGGAAAUCAAGCUGCAAUCAUGGAACUUGAUGAUGCACUGAAGUAUUCAUUGUGAGUAGAAAUAGUAUCUUGCUCAUAGUCUCUUAGCCAGGUUUUGUGAACUGUUUUCACCUUUGUUCUAUUGGUAAACUUAGGUCACCUGUCUUUAUAGUCUUUCCAGUCUGUAGAUACAGGUGAAUAAGGAUAUUUCCUAUAAAAACUUUGGAUUGAUGAUGAUGAUAAUUCCAUUUUGUUGUUGGUCAAUGGUGUUUUCCCAAUGCUGUAACUCAAACAAACAGUGAUCAUGAGUGUUUCUUAGAUGAGGUAGUAAUAUAAACUCUGAUUAGGAAACCUUCAUCUCUGCAUCUAUUAGGAAAGAGAUGGCAACCUUUUGAACUUGUAGCUGCAAAUACUUUUGAAAUUCAGGAACACAGUUGUGAUAAGCUAUUGGGUGCAGUGCUCAAAAUGCUGUCAUGGGAAAACAAGGGUUGUCGUUGUUGACAUGAGAUGAAACCACCCACAAGUAUUUUGUGAUGUUCAUUUUUAUUGAUGGCUGAUCUAUCACUUUAUUUUGUCUUUGCAGCCUUCAGUUUGACCCAGCACCUAGACGAGGAGAGCCACAUGUCACUCGCAGAACACCUGACUACUUUUUGUGAUGAGAAAUUACUUUGAGACCUUGUAAACCUUUCAUGGCAUGUUGUCCUUUUUUAGGGUCCAAGUGCAUAUUUGGGGAUGCUUCCCAGGGGAACUUAUUGCUUUGGUGGCAAUUUUUUUUUUAAAGAAAUCCAUAUCAUUGUCUUUCAGGUUAUGUUAAUUUGUUUUAAACAUGACCUUUCCAGAUGUAAUCUCAUCAUAACUUGUAAAUGCCAUGGAGGGUUAUUCUAACUAAGGAUCAAGUCAGCUUUACUUUAAUGUCAUGGCAAAUAUACUUUGUAUAUUGUAAGAAAAUCAAUUAUCGUGCAGCAUACAAGAACAUCAGUAUUUUUAAGAGGCCAUGAUGCUUGAGUGCAAUCAGGAAAACUGGCUCUAAUGCACAAAUUCAAGUCUUGCUGGUAAAUGUUCUGGAAAAAAAGUAAUUGAAAAGACAAAAUUGUCUUUUUGGUAUGAUUUUUCUGUGGAAGUCCCAUCUCAUAAUGCAAGAACUUUUUAGGAAGACCAUAUAAAAGAUUCAGAGUACUCAAAAAGAACAAGCCAGGCAAUGAAAGAUAACCUUUUUUUCCUUUUCUAUUUAUUAAGUUUACCAGUGAGCCUUGGCAUGAUGCACUCAGCCUACCUUCUGUGGUUGCCAUCUUAACAUAUCGAAUAUGACCACCAGAUUUCACUAUUUCAGCAAAUGUGUCACUUUUCUGAUUUCAAAUAUGCCCAAUCAGAAGAGGGAAAUCCAUGAUACUGUCCUUAGGACUGCUGCUUACACAGGGAUGCAUAUGUGGUAUGUCUUCCUCCCUCUUCUCUACAAAGGAGGUCAUCUCAUGGGCAGAGUGGGAUGUGUAACAACUGCUGGUCCUAAGAUUACGUUCAGAGGGCUUACAAAAUCAAAGUAAAGCCUUGAUUACUCUUCAUGAUCUGAGUUUUGUUAACCUUUGGUAAGUCUAUGACUUCAGCAGUAAUGUCUUCUUGCUGUUGCUGGAUUUGUUCUCAGUGAUAAUUAAUUAAGGUUUCUUGUAGUCAUACUCUUGUCACAGGUUAACACUUCAUUUCUCCAGUAUGUAAGGAUGGUUAUCUAAAGUAAUUUGACCAAUGAAUGUAACUUUACACUGUCAAUAGUUAAAGAACAUAUCCUUAGUCGUGUAAUUUUAUUUUAGCCGAGAUUAUUAAAAUAUGGCAAGAGAUAAUUGCUUUUUAUUCUACCUAUAUCAGCAUCAUUGGGAACUCGUGGAUUUUAAUUGUUGUUAAUACUAUUUUUCAAUCCAAUGCAAAUAUCUUUCCAUUCAUUUUAUGUGUUUGUGGCUCAACCAUCUUUUGUGUCUACUCAACAAAAAAUAGACAUACUCCUCGCUCAGCAUUAAACUACAUUGAAGUUACC